AGCACUGAGCUGCUGAUUAAACUAAGCUAGCUGCAAGACCAGAUGUUCGACACGAAGCCAACCCGGCAGCUCAAUCAGUGCACUGAGCAACCAAGCUUCGCUCGUUCACUCACUCACUCACUCUCACUCCACGGAGCAGCCAAGCAAGCAAAAGCCGAACCCGCCGGCUCGCCGUCGCCGAGAUCCUUCCUCGCGGAGCCGCGCCGCGCCGGGUUUCGGCCAGCUGAGCGAGUAAAUCCCGAGGCCGUCCUCUCCUCGCGCGCGCGAGGUAGCACCGGAGCAGAGGCGGCGGGCGCCAUGGGGUCGGUGUCCCUGAAAUUGCCGGCGUCCCGCCGCCGGCACGGCCGGGUUCUCACCUGCCUCUGCUCCCCGGCGCUGCUCAACCUCCUCAUGCUCAUCUCCCUCCUCUCCACCAACCUCCUCGCCUUCUUUGCUUUCUUCGCCGCCUCCCCCCGCCACGACCCCGCCGCCACCGCCACCGCAUCCCACUCCUCCAACCUCUCCGCGCACGUGGCCGCCAUCGCGCGCGAGAUCGGCGGCGGCGCCACCUCCACCGCCGCGAGCCUCCCCGACGGCCUGCCCCCGGAGCUGCUCCUCUUCCUCACCCCGCACGCGCUCCCGCUCGGCCGCGACGCGCGGUCCGGGCUCACCCACAUGCAGUCCUCCGUCGCCGCCGCCUGCCUCCGGUCCCCCUCCGCGCUCGCCCUCCUCUCGACCUUGAUGGCCUACGCGCCCCACUCCUCCUGCCCGCGCAACGCCACCCUCCCGCGCCGCCUCGUCUCCAAGGGGUGUGAGCCGCUCCCCCGCCGCCGCUGCCUCUCCCGCGGGCCCCGCGCCGCGCUCCCGGCCUCCUCCGCCAUGGGCCAAGAAAACCGCCGCUGGGUCGCGCCUGCGCGUCACGGCCACGAGUUCCUCGUCGACGACGUGCUGCGGCUGAGCGCGCCCUCCAAGAUCCGGAUUGGCUUCGACGUCGCCGGCGGCGCCGCCAACUUCGCCGCCCGGAUGCGGGAGCGCGGGGUGACCGUCGUCACCUCGGUGCUCGACGGCGCCGGGAAGCCGAUGAACGAGUUCGUGGCGGCGAGGGGCCUGUUCCCGCUGCUGCUCUCGCCGGCGCAACGGUUCCCCUUCUACGACGGGGUGUUCGACCUGGUGCACGUCGGCGCUACGGCGUUGGACGAAGCCGGCGCGCCCGCGAUGGGGCAGGCGGGGACACCGGAGGCGCUGGAGUUCUUCAUGUUCGACGUCGACCGGGUGCUGCGCGUCGGUGGGCUGCUCUGGAUUGACAGCUACCUGUGCCAGAGUGAGGAGAGGAGGCGGGUGGUUGUGAAGCUCAUAGAGAGGUUUGGUUACAAGAAGCUCAAGUGGGUUGCCGGAGAGAAGCCCGGCAGCUCAACAACAUCAAUCUACAUCUCCGCGGUGCUGCGGAAGCCGGCAAGGGGCUGAAAUUGUAUGGAAAGAUGGUUUCAUCCAGGCUCCCUGAUCGGAGGUAGGAAUGAAGAUGACAGUUUUUGAUGUGCUGUUUAGGUGCCAUGUUUUAUUUUUAAUUAUGGAGGAAACCGGUGCUACGGAUUGGCUUGAUUCCAAUUGUUGUUGAGAAACAGUAACUGAAAAAUACUGCAAAAUUGUACAACGCUUCUACAUCUGUUCUGUUGCAACAAGCUGCCCAUCUGUCUUUUGAUUUGAAACAUAGGAUGUGGGAUUUGUUGCUCUGCUGGGGAAUUGCAGAGAGGUUGUCAAUUGUGUGUUCUUUCGUUUCAGGAAGAACAUGUAAUUAAAUGAUACUCGUUGAGGUACCUACUAUUCAUCAAAUGGUCCCUCUGAGUCUUAACAUU
Messenger RNA from Lolium perenne, 1832 nucleotides. Its product is annotated as probable methyltransferase At1g29790. The record is from RefSeq and is a predicted model, not a curated record. NCBI's taxonomy places the organism in Eukaryota, Viridiplantae, Streptophyta, Magnoliopsida, Poales, Poaceae.